Molecule: messenger RNA, 695 nt
Organism: Acyrthosiphon pisum (pea aphid)
Lineage: Eukaryota; Metazoa; Arthropoda; Insecta; Hemiptera; Aphididae
Product: dynein heavy chain 17, axonemal-like
Exons: 3
Coding region: 252-683 (143 amino acids)
Biological process (GO): microtubule-based movement
Cellular component (GO): dynein complex
Molecular function (GO): ATP binding; dynein intermediate chain binding; dynein light intermediate chain binding
Source: RefSeq, a predicted model, not a curated record
ACAACCAUUUUUUAAAGGUAAAAAUAUAUAUAGGUGACUGACAAACAACUAAAUAUUUUGUAAUCCCAAAUCUCAAUAGCAACCAAACAUGUUUAAUGUUUAUACUAGGUAUAUGUAUUUCAGUAUUUGUAAAUUUAUUUGCUCAUUUUUUGUUCGAUUUCAAGCAGAUUAUAAUAUUUUGGUAAGAAAUUUAUACAUAAUAAUAUAAUGUCUGGUGUAUUUAUUAUUUGUUUUCCUUUUUGGUUUCAGAGAUGAUCAGUUUAAUCUGCGACAUUGCCGGCGAGGCCAUUUUGUAUGGCCUCGGCCGGUUUAUAGAUUAUGCCAUAAGGCAAAAUCAAAACUCGAUCGGCCGCAGACAAGAAGCGAGGACGUCGAAGGCCGAUAACUGCGACGCGGUGGAUGGAAAUCGUUGCGAAUAUGAAGUUAUAAUGCGAGCUCUUCGAAAGCUCACCACUCAAAAAAUUGUAACUGAAGAUACUACUUUAUUUAUGGGACUCGUCGGUGAUUUGUUUAUUGCGUUAGACGUGCCCCGAACACGUGAAUUAGAAUUUGAAAAUCAAAUUCGUCAAGCUAUGGUUGACUUGAAACUCCAGCAUAAGAAUAAUUUCAUUCUCAAGGUCCUAAAAAAUAUAUAUAUAUAUAUAUAUAUUAUACGUUCUAUUGAUGGUAAUAUGAGUUAUUAAUCUUAUCCUCGC